AUGGCUUACAACUCGAUGCCAUACUCCACCGGCGGUGAAGCCCCAGGCGUCGUCUACCACCAGGGAGGGGCGCAAAGCCUCCCCACGCGCCCUUUGGGAGGCUAUGGCACCAUACCCGGGAUCGGAUAUCCUCAAGAGAGUGGCAGGCCGCCCAGCACCGACAAGUCGCUCUUUCGGCGAGGUGUCGAAGACCCGGCGCCAGAGGAGGCCAGUAACCAGGUGAACAUGCUGGAGCUUGUCUUCCUUCCCUGGUUCCUCUUAGUGCUGGUGCUCUCCUGCUACCUGAUCGCAGGUGCUAAUGGGCAGCACGGUGUACUGUGGCUGAUGCCUUUAGUGCUCAUUGCCCUCAGCGCGGCUUACAUUAGAUAUAACUAUAGACAGGGAAACACCGACGAGGUAGUCCUCGGAUCCUUGUCUCUCACCGGCGUCAUCAUCGCCGCGGUCGUGGGCUUGUUCUGCAACAUCAACAUGCUGCAGGAGCUGCACCGGGUGAACCAAGGUGCCAGCUACUUCAACGUCUUAGCGUCGGAGUCUGCGACGAGCAAGCUCGACGCCACUAGCCUGGUCUUCACCAACACAACUCGUCUCAGUACUGCAGAGUAUUUCGGCUUCACGGAUGCGAGCACUCCGGCUGCGACGAUCUACUGUGUUGCUCCUGUGAAGACGGCAGACAGCGACUUCAAGCGCAUUCAAUUCUGGGCCGCCGGCCUCAAUUGCUGCGGAGGACAGGAGCCCUUCAAGUGCGGCGACGCACAGAAUCCACAGGCACAUGGUGGCCUGCUUCUUCCGGAUCGCGACCAGGGCGGCUCCAACCGCAAGUUCUUCGAGAAGGCAAUACAAGGCGCAGUCGACAAGUUCGGCCUCGAGGCCGGCAACAACUACCUUCUGCUCAAUUGGAUGCAGGAUCCCAUUCAGUACAGGGACAACCUCUGGAAGAGCAGUUGGAAGCUUUUUGCCGUCUUCGGCGGAGU
Molecule: messenger RNA, 971 nt
Organism: Symbiodinium sp. CCMP2456
Lineage: Eukaryota; Dinophyceae; Suessiales; Symbiodiniaceae
Source: the annotation of a GenBank genome assembly